Ochlerotatus camptorhynchus is the source of this 543-nucleotide messenger RNA. Its product is annotated as transcription elongation factor 1 homolog. Gene Ontology annotation, molecular function: RNA polymerase II complex binding. The transcript is spliced from 2 exons. Lineage: Eukaryota; Metazoa; Arthropoda; Insecta; Diptera; Culicidae. Bases 79 to 327 code for a protein of 82 amino acids. The record is from RefSeq and is a predicted model, not a curated record. Gene Ontology annotation, biological process: transcription elongation by RNA polymerase II. Gene Ontology annotation, cellular component: transcription elongation factor complex.
UGGAAGCCGUCAUCGAUCGAGUGUAAAAUAUCUUUCGUCAAGCGCGUCUCGAAGUAUCCUAGCUAGCGCACCGCCACCAUGGGACGUCGAAAAUCGAAAAGAAAGCCCCCGCCGAAGCGGAAGAACAUCGAACCGCUGGACCAACAGUUCAACUGCCCCUUCUGCAAUCACGAAAAGUCCUGCGAAGUCAAGAUGGACAAGAGUCGAAAUUCGGCGCGGAUUACCUGCCGGGUGUGCAUGGAGGACUACCAGACGACAAUCAACUUCCUAUCGGAACCGGUGGACGUCUACAACGAUUGGGUGGACGCAUGCGAAACCGCCAACUAAAUCUCUGCAUUUGGGGGGAGAAGGGUGCGUGUGGACGCAGAUCAGGCAUAAUUUUCGAUUAGAAUGUAAAAUGUCGAUUAUUUAUAUCACUUAACCUCUAGUAGAACUGAACACACUUAGGUUUAACGAACGCAUUCUGAAUGAGAAGAUAAUUUUCAUUAAUUUUACUUUGUAAGAUUAUUUCAAGGAAUAUUUUGAAAUAAAACCAACAGGUAC